UCAAAGUGACAAUGUAAGUUGCGGUAGAUUUUCAAGGUUUUCAAGAGCGUGAAAAUAAGGCAAGCGCUAUUCGGCAGGAAGUCAAGCUAUAACAGCGAUAUGCGCAUGCGCCGCAGCUCUCUACAAUCUAGGGCUGCGUUUCUCUGCUUAAAACGAUGAACAAACUCCUGGAUAGCUGUUGUACGAAAGCGGCCUCGCCUCUGUAGGUUACCCUGAGUGUGAUGGCGACCUCCGAGGAGGUCACGGUGUCCAUGGGGGAGGUGGUGAUGGUGAAGACUGAUGGUGAAGGAGACCCUGAUGACCCAAAUAAGACUCAGGUCAUUCUCCAGCUCCAGCCAAUCGCUACUGGAGAUGAAUCUGCUGAAACAGAUGCAGCUGUCAUGGCUGUUGAAGCACAGCCAGAACAUACUGAGGGAGAUGAUGUUGAAAUUGGCUGUCCCAUAACAUGCGGCGACAGUAAAGCUGUGUUGCUAGUGAAGAAAUUUGUGUGCCCAGGAAUCAAUGUAAAAUGUGUGAAGUAUGAAGACCAGCUGAUCAGCCCAAAGCAGUUUGUACACAUUUCCGGAAAAGCCACUCUGAAAGACUGGAAAAGAGCCAUUAGGAUGGGUGGAGUCAUGCUAAGAAAAAUGAUGGAUUCAGGUCAGCUGGACUUCUACCAACACAGCACACUGUGCACCAACACGUGUCGCAGCACCAAGUUUGACCUUUUAAUCAACAACACACGGUUCCCUCCCGACAGCACUGGACUUGCCACGCCCACAUCCUCUCAAGCUCAGGUGGUCCUAGGUAAUGGUGGGGUUGCGGGCGAGGACAGAGCAGAGAUUCUGAGCGGGAAGGCAGACUGGAGCUCAAUCACACUGGAGUCUGUGGACAAGAAGGAAUCUAAUGAGAUCUCAGAGGACACGCUGAACUUCUGGAAGGGCAUUGCUGAUGUGGGUUUGCUGGGUGAAGUGGUGACCAACAUCAGUACAGAGCUGCUGGAGCUACUGAACGGCGUGCAGCAGCGCAGGGAGCCCGUUGCUUUACAGGACACAGAUUCCUGUCUGGUAGAGGUGGCGGUGCUCAGUAACCUCGCCCAAGUGUUCGGCCUGCUCGACUCAGUGAAGAAGAUCCUGGAGAAGAGGAAACAGCAAACGGACCCCGGCCAGGAGCAAAUCCUCAGCACGCUCACCAGCUUGGAGCUGCAGUUGGAAGAACAGAGGAAGCAGCAGCAGGUGCGAGCUCUCCUGUCGUGCCCGCAGCCUGCCAAAAGCAAAACUCCCACCAAACGCCAGACCAAGAGGCCUCGUCUCCAGAGGCCCGCUUCCACCACCACCCUCCUGACCUCCCCCAUUAACCAGCAGGCCACCCUGCAGCCUCAGCAGUUCACCGUUCUUUCCCCCAUCUCUCUGUCCUCUGUGGGUCAGCCUUUCACCAUGACAAGCCUGCCCAUCGCCACCCUGGCCCAGUCCUCCAACACAGUCACCCUGCUCCCCGCCGGCUCACAGCUCUUCACUCGCUACAUGGUGACCGGAGACGGAAAGGCAGACACCAUCACCCUGCACCCAUCCUCAGGCCUCACGCUUGUGGGCACCACCGCCGUGCAAGACUCCAGCCAGCUGGGCACGGUGGUGAGCCCCCUAGAGCUUGUGCACCUGAGCCAGCAGGCCAGCGGAGCAGAGGUGGUGCCCAUAGAAGGCCAGGUGGUGGACGGCACCAUGCUGGUGCAGCAAGAGGUGAUGCAGGGUGAGGUAGAGGCCGGCCAGGAGCACACGGUCAUUGAGAUCAACCCCGCUCCAAUGGAGCAGACGGUGGGAGUGAUGGAGCUGCAGCUGACCGGAGAGUCGGGCAGAGAAGGAGCGGCCAUGAUGGUCCAGAGCGGGAUGGAGGUGACGAUGGCCACGGGGGGGGAGGAUACACAGUGCCAAAUGCAGGAGGCGCAGACUGAAGGGGUUCAGGGGCUGCAGCUGGAUGCCAGUGGACAGUUGUCAGGUGUGCAGAUAGUGGUGAUAGGAGACAAUACUCAGGAAGAAAACAAGGCCAAAUGAAACUCACCCCGUUUUAUCCAGCAGAGCAGGUAUUGACUCAUGUUGAGCUGCCACAGACUCAUCAAAGUGUAAAUACACACAAUUCCCAAAUCCACAAAUUGCCUUGGCCGAAGACCAAGCAAUAGGGUAGACAUGAUUCCUUUAGGUGUGUGAGUGCGUGUGUGUGCGUGUGUGUGUGUGUGUAUACAUGGUCCUCUCAACUUCUUCAUUUUUACUGAAACAUAGGCAUCACAGCGUAGAUUAUACUGUAUGCUUAUGUUUGUUUUGAAUUUAAAGGAAUAUUCCAGUUUAUUUCAACUUGGGUCUGGUAUUUGUAUUUUUGUUUAUUUUUAGUUCCAGUAAUAAUAUUACGCUCACCAAGUUUAUUACUGUGAGGUCAAAAUGUGUCAGUGUUUCUAAAUAAAAGGUCAGACAGUGCUGGAAAUACAAGCAGUCACAGAUUAGUAAACCUGUUUGGAAGGAAAACAUCAACUGCACAUCUAUUGACAGUCUGAAGUACCGUACUUACCGUACUUGUGUGAACACAGUUGGAUCAUUACCAACAUUUUUAAGCUGUAAUAACCUUGAACUGCUCCUACCAGCUAGCUAACAUUUAACAAAGCAUUGAGAGUUCGAGAGAGUUUAAAAGAGUUAAACCAUUUGGGAGGUGGAUGAAAUGAAAAAGAAAAAAAAUGAAAAAGGCCCAGUGUGUGUAUUUAUAUUUAAACAUUCAGGAUGCAUGAAGUUUAACCUUAAAUUCGGUCAUGAUGAUGCUGCAGAACGACGUUGUCAUAAAAAAAAAACACCAACAGCAAAAAACACUCUGGCUGCUUGUGUUUCUGAUUUCGUCUGAUUUCAUUAAAGAAAUGUCGCUGUUUUCCCACAUCUCAGCAGUGACCUUGGUCAUUACAGUGUCAUCAAAACUACUAAAUUACCCAAGUUGGAAGUACCUGGAAUUGUCCCUAAAGCCUCAAUGAACAAUCUGAGGACGAGAGAAUGCACUGUAACUCUGACAUGCAGGGCUCUGAUGGUGCUGAUGUUCCCGUCACUUCACGUCCUCUUAAAUUGAUUCGGUAGCAGCAGGCUGCUAGUCACAGCCCUCUGCUGUUGAUCCCUCUUAUUACCAGUAACAGUGUUGGUGUCACUUGAGGCUGCGAUUAAUUGCACUUGUGUGUUGUGUCGUAGAAUCGCAUCCAAGCUGUAUUGUUUUUGCACUGUGUGUCGUCCUUUUGGGACUACGGGAAGAUGUUUGCAACAAUGCCUGCUCUCUGAACAUUUCCUUAGAAUGUGGCCACACUGCUGGGUGUGCUGAGUGGUUUUUCUGUGUAUAGUUAAAACUCAACUCACUGGAAAUGCAUCAGUUACGCACUUAUUCUCUCUGUGCUUUCUUACUGCCUGAUUUCAUUACAGACUCCAUUUUUUUUUUGGUCAUCUAUUGCUUUAUCUGAGUAUGAACGGUAGUAUGAUCUGCUGGGCUGAUUGUUUAAGUCAGUAUAUUAGAAUCUAAAUAUGUAUACUUAAUGUCAAAUUUGGCAUGCCUGUAUUUUCCACUUGUAAAGUAGUGUCAUAUUUAUUAGUUUCCAAACUGAAGAGAUGGGCCUCUGUGUUUAAGGUGCAGGCAUUAAUUAAUUUAUGCUCAUGGCCGUAGUUCACAUCAACAUGACCUGUUCAAGACAUGUGCAUUUCCAGUAAUUUAAUUUAACAAAUGAGGGUAUUUGCAUACUGACUUUGUAAUGUGUUUUAAUAUUGGAUUAAAACGGCAAAAAACAA
Molecule: messenger RNA, 3776 nt
Organism: Scatophagus argus
Lineage: Eukaryota; Metazoa; Chordata; Actinopteri; Scatophagidae
Gene: gmeb1
Product: glucocorticoid modulatory element binding protein 1
Exons: 10
Coding region: 222-2027 (601 amino acids)
Biological process (GO): positive regulation of transcription by RNA polymerase II
Cellular component (GO): nucleus
Molecular function (GO): DNA-binding transcription activator activity, RNA polymerase II-specific; RNA polymerase II cis-regulatory region sequence-specific DNA binding
Source: RefSeq, a predicted model, not a curated record